AAACGUAAUGCAGUUAUAUAAAUCCUUUAUCAGUACGAAUCAAGAAGAGGAAUUUUCUUACUUUUUUUUAUCUCUCUAACCUACACGAACGUGCAAGUGUUUAUGUCAGAUGGCAUUAAUUUAUACAGAAAAUUAAUAGAUAUACAAGAAAAAAACGUUCACAAUAUGAACUCUGUAGAUUACUACAAUUUACUUGGUUGUACGCAAGAAUCGACAACUGAGGAUAUAAAACGUGCAUAUCAUGCAUUAGCGUUAAAACUUCAUCCAGAUAAAAAUGUAUUGGAGCCUGACCGAAUAAAGUUUCAACAGAUUUCAGAAGCUUGGAAUAUAUUACGUGAUCCCAAGUUAAGAAAGGAAUAUGACGCAGUACGAAAACAAGUAGAAUUAGAUGUAGAUGAUGCUCUGAUACAUGCAAGAAUAUCUGUUGGUGAACUAGAAACAAGUGAUUAUAACAAAGACAUUUUCGUUUAUCAGUGCAGAUGUGGAGAUUUCUACAGUGUUCAAAAGGAAUACAUACAGGAAAAGAAUCAACUUGUGCAUGUUCCGUGUUCACAAUGUACUUUUGUUAUUGUUGUCGAAACAUAAUUAUUGCGAGUGAAGAUCAAAAUAUUUGAUAACGCUUGAAAUUGUUAUGAUUAAGAAACAAGAUAUAACAAAAUUUAAAAUGCAGCAACAUUUUCUAUUUCUUAUAAAAAAAAAU
Molecule: messenger RNA, 700 nt
Organism: Nomia melanderi (Alkali bee)
Lineage: Eukaryota; Metazoa; Arthropoda; Insecta; Hymenoptera; Halictidae
Biological process (GO): positive regulation of ATP-dependent activity
Molecular function (GO): ferrous iron binding; ATPase activator activity
Source: RefSeq, a predicted model, not a curated record